This is a messenger RNA of Bursaphelenchus xylophilus (pine wood nematode), 2997 nucleotides long. NCBI's taxonomy places the organism in Eukaryota, Metazoa, Nematoda, Chromadorea, Rhabditida, Aphelenchoididae. The record is from the annotation of a GenBank genome assembly.
AUGGAUGUGCCCAGACACGUAGUACCUCAAAAGUCCCACUCCUUGUCCCAUUGCGAUGACGACGAGCCAUAGUAGGAAGCCUGUAUGUUGUAUCGUUCCUCUCGUUUAGUCGCCGUUCUUCGGCGUUCUCCAGUCCACAGCAAGUUCGGCCCUCGAGAAGUCCGAGGUUCAGAAUCGUCACCUUCCACUCGAACAGACGAAGCAACUCCUCGGGCCCCAAUCUGGAUGAAUUGUCCCAAAUGAAAGAGCCCUUUCACCAUGAUAUGACGACUACACAUCCCAGGUUCGAGCUCACCGGUCCACCUCCCAUGUUGAGGCGAGAAUCAGCCACGAGACUCUUCCUGAAACCGGACGCUGUUUUCAAGGCUUACGAGGAAAUGGAAUCUGUAGAGCCUUGUCUUAGACAACAUCGAUCUGCCAUUGCUGCACGCUUACGCUCACAGAAUUCUCUCACUGAGGAAAAGGUAAAAGUUUGUUCUCGACUACAUAUAUACUAUAUUAAUAUAUUUCUUUUCUGUAUAUAUUUUUUUAAAAGUAUUUUAAAAAUGUGCAAAGAAAGUGCGAAAUCGUCAAAUUGUUUUGUCUAAGUGUUAUGACAGCCGAGACGUGACUUCCUGCACGCAACUCUAAAGUCGAAAAGUGCUAUAGGAAGUGGGAACAAGGGAGUAGGGAUCGGGAGAUUGGGAGAGUCUUCCUUGAUAUCAACUUAAUAGUUCUUAGAUUGUCCCUAGGGACAAAUAGUCCUACAACAACCGGGUUUCUAUUUAUCUUGGGUCACGCUAACGCUUCACAAAAGACUGCCGUAUCCUGAGGGAUUGUUCUUUUAUCCCACUCUCGAGGUGGAGUCAAGAGCCUCGGGUCGGUGUUCCUUCCCCCUAGCGUUUCUUUUCUUUCAGGAUGCUGCAAGCCUUAAGCCAGUCGUGUCAUCACAGUUCAAAUCCACCGGUUUCGAACCUGCGCAGUGUUUUUCUUCCCCUCAGGCAGCUGUAAGUUGUACUUGGGCCGCAUCCAGCUCUAGAAUCCAUCGCUCAAGUUCGGUUCAACAAUCUCAGACACUUCUAAAGCCGGACGAGGGCCGACGCCGUUGUUCUUCGGCCAUGGAAGCGAUUCGCAAAGAGGAUCCGGAGAAUAUUUACGACGUUUUCAAACAGGUAAACACUUAGAAUUCACAGUUUCGCUCAAAGUAAAAGUAAUCAUUUAUUUAACUAAAAUCCAUUUUUGUUUAUUUCUUGGGACGACAAUUCUCUCGAGCUGUGUUAAUUUUUUUCUGAUCUUGUGUUUGGUUAAAAUUAAAGUUGCGUGGAAAAACAAAGGUUUUGUUAUCCGGGCUGAGAAAAUUUGAAUCACGAGUCUCUCCGAUUACUGUAAAUAAACAUUUCAGUUGGGUACCGGGAGGUUUGGAUUUGUAAAAUUGGCUCAAAAUAAGAGCACGGGCAAAAGAGUGGCACUCAAAUUCUUCCCGAGAAGCUGCACCAAGCAAGUAAGGCCGUCUUAUUAAAUGAUUACUUUUCGAAAGGCCGACUUCCUCAGAGAAUACAGUUAUUCAAAACAAUUGUCGGCUCAUCCAAAUGUUAUAAACAGCUUCGAUGGAGUCUAUCAUACCACGAAUGAGGAUGCCUUUUAUUUUGUCCAGGAGUUUUGUCCUCAUGCCAGUCUUCGCGAAGCAGUUGAGUGUAGUGUGGGGGGUGAGUAGUGCCAGGAAUACAAAAGACCUCAUCUUUCAGGCAUUGGAGAGGAAAAAACAAAGGUAAUCAUGAUCUCCGUCUUGAAUGCCGUGGAGUACAUGCAUUCGGAAGGCCUGGUUCAUCGGAAUAUAAAGGCCGAGAACAUCUUGAUAUUCGAUGACAGCGACUUCUCUCAAGUCAAGAUCACUGACUUCGGGUUGACCAGGAAGGUCGAGUCAACGGUCAAACAUCUCGAGUACACAAAUCAGUAUCAUGCCCCGGAGUUGUGUGAUACCGUGGUCAAUGAGAUGUGUACUGUGUCAAAGGGUCUGGAUGUAUGGGCAUUGGGUUUGUGAUUAUGAUUUGCUUGUUCUUUACUUUCCGAUGUAAUUUACCUUAUUCUGUUUCAGGAAUUUUAUUUUAUUACUGUCUCAGAGGAAAACAUCCUUGGCAAAAGGCGAGCAUAAUGUGCAAACCUUACUGGGAAUGGGAGCAAUGGAUGAAACACAAGUUGUCACAACUGCCACGAAGGUACGAUGUCUUCACGGAGAAGGGCAUCAAGCUGCAGAAGAGAUGUUUAAAUCCUCGAAUAAAGGACCGCUGGACAGUGAAAGAUAUCAAAAGAUGUAUGGAGAAAGAGAGGCUGAUAAAGCCUCAGAAGAACGUCGGCAAAACCAAUGUAAGCAGUUGCCUCAAAAUUGUAUAAUACUAACAGGGGAAGUACUCCAAGUGCGACGCUCAGAUUUUGAUGAAACUUGGCACAAAUUUAGAACAAUUGUUUCUAAGAUAUAUGCGAGAAUCCUAGCCCGCACGUUGCAGAAACAACCGGGAUUUUUAGAUUGAAAGUCGGUGAAAAUUUAGGACUUUUUGCCGAAUUUCGGCACGAAAAGUUUCAUGCCAAUUUCUACCCCGUAAAGGAUAAUGUUUCUACAAAAAAUAAAAAUUUUCCGCACGAAACUGCCAAAGUUAUGGCCAAAAAGCGUUUUUCUCUCUGACCGCCCUCCACGUUUAGCGUGCUCUCUCGGCGGCAAAAAUCGUUCGAUAUCUCGGCGGCGAGCUAAAACUUUCAGGAAUUGAUAUUUAGUCCAUACCCGAUGUGUGUGCAAAAUUUAAAGAAAAUCUGAGCGUCGCACUUGGAGUACUUCCCCUGUAAACUAUAUCUAUAUUAAUCGUUUUUUCCUGAUGUUUGAAGCUUCAGUCGAUCGACGAUUUUGAUGACGAAGUAGUUGAGCGCCGAACUGGACGCAGUUCGGGAAUUCAUCACUGGAUCUCGAAUACCCUGAGCACAAUGGCUGAGAUAAGUGAACAGGUUGUCUCUGCGCGGAAUGCAUAG